Exophiala viscosa is the source of this 2249-nucleotide messenger RNA. Its product is annotated as alcohol oxidase. Gene Ontology annotation, molecular function: oxidoreductase activity, acting on CH-OH group of donors; flavin adenine dinucleotide binding. The transcript has 5 exons. NCBI's taxonomy places the organism in Eukaryota, Fungi, Ascomycota, Eurotiomycetes, Chaetothyriales, Herpotrichiellaceae. The record is from RefSeq and is a predicted model, not a curated record. The coding region runs from base 163 to 2169 and encodes 668 amino acids.
CUCCAUCCACUUCGCCGAGGGGCGGAGAGUCUUACUGCACCUGGAAGGCUUAUAAGACGAGAUCCUGCCCUGUUGCCUCCUUGUUCCAUCCUCUCAGCCUGCUCCUGGUCGAGCAAAGCAUACCUUUACAUUGGUCUGCAUUUGAUCCUUCAUAAAGUCAACAUGACAGUCCCCGACGAGGUCGAUAUCAUCGUGUGUGGUGGUGGCAGUUCAGGAUGUGUUCCUGCUGGACGUCUUGCCAACCUGGACCACAAGCUCCAGGUCCUCUUGAUUGAGGCCGGCGAGAGCAACCUCAAUAACCCAUGGGUGUACCGGCCUGGCAUCUACCCCAAGAACAUGAAAUUGGACUCUAAGACAGCUACGUUCUAUUACUCACGUCCAUCGGACUACCUUGAUGGACGUCGAGCUGUUGUGCCUUGUGCACACAUCCUGGGUGGAGGUAGCUCGAUCAAUUUCAUGAUGUACACUCGCGCCUCGGCCUCUGAUUAUGAUGACUUCCAAGCCAAAGGAUGGACCACCAAGGAGCUGAUCCCUUUGAUGAGGAAGCAUGAGACAUACCAGCGUGCUUGCAACAAUCGAGAUCUCCAUGGGUUCGAAGGCCCAAUCAAGGUUUCAUUCGGCAACUACACAUACCCCAUCAUGCAGGACUUCCUUCGAGCUGCUGAGAGUUUGGGCUUCCCAGUUACCGAUGAUCUCCAAGACUUGGUUACUGGCCAUGGUGCUGAGCACUGGCUGAAAUGGAUCAAUCGCGAUACCGGUCGCCGCUCGGAUGCCGCCUCUGCCUACAUUCAUGCCACUCGUGCCAAGUACCAGAACCUCCACCUUCAAUGCAACACCAAGGUCGACAAGGUCAUCAUUGAGGAUGGCGUGGCAACUGGUGUGCUCACGAUCCCAACCAAGCCCAUUGGCAGCAGUGGCCCGCCUCCUUCAAGACUUUUCAAGGCCAAGAAACUGAUCAUUGUCAGCUGUGGCACUCUGAGCUCGCCCCUUGUGCUGCAACGAUCUGGUAUUGGUGACCCAGCGAAGCUCAAGAAGGUUGGUGUCAAGCCCAUCGUCGACCUUCCUGGUGUCGGUCUCAACUUCCAGGACCACUACCUUACCUUCGCGACAUACCGGGCCACACCCGAGACCGACUCAUUUGACGACUUUGCUCGGGGUGUACCAGAAGUUCAGAAGGCCGUCUUUGACGAAUGGAACAUCAAAGGCACUGGACCACUGGCGACCAACGGCAUUGACGCCGGAGUCAAGUCCAGACCCACCCAAGAAGAGCUGGAGGAGAUGAAGACAUGGCCUACACCAGACUUCAGCCCAAGCGGCUGGGACAGCUACUUCAAGGACAAGCCAGACAAGCCUGUCAUGCACUACAGUGUCAUUGCUGGAUGGUUUGGCGACCACUUGGACAUGCCCGCCGGGAAGUUUUUCACCAUGUUCCACUUCUUGGAGUAUCCAUUCUCCCGUGGCGAGACCCACAUCGUCUCCCCAGACCCAUAUGAGGCUCCUGACUUUGAUGCUGGAUUCAUGAACGACAAGCGAGACAUGGCUCCCAUGGUCUGGAGUUACAUUCAGUCCCGUGAGACUGCCCGUCGCAUGCGAGCCUAUGCUGGUGAGGUCACGUCGAUGCAUCCUCACUUCGCCUACAACUCGCCUGCCCGUGCACAGGACAUGGACAUAGCCACUCGCAAUGCCUACGCUGGCCCCAACCACCUCACUGCCAACAUCCAACACGGCAGCUGGACGGCGCCUCUCGAAAAGGGCAAGACACCCUCGGUCAACUGGCUCAACUCCAAUGCCCAGGAAUUCCGCUUCGACAAGCUCAAGUACACCAAGCAAGAUGUUGAGCACAUUGAGAAAUGGGUCCAGCGCCACGUCGAGACUACCUGGCACUCUCUUGGAACUUGUAGCAUGGCUCCCAAGGAGGGUAACAGCAUUGUCAAGCAUGGUGUCCUGGAUGAGCGACUGAAUGUCCACGGCGUCAAGAAAUUGAAGGUGUCUGAUCUCAGUAUCUGCCCUGAUAAUGUUGGCUGCAACACUUUCUCGACUGCCCUGCUCAUUGGCGAGAAGUGCGCUGUUCUCUCUGCAGAGGAUCUGGGUUACAGUGGAGCUGCCUUGGACAUGAAGAUCCCAGCUUACCACGCUCCUGGUGAGAAUGUCGGGCUUGCCCGUUUGUAGUCAGUGGGUAAAACCCGAGGAUGCCUUGAGCAACUCCUUGCAGUGAUCACUCGUUCAGAUAGCUCAAUGUUGAGGAUCAU